This is a messenger RNA of Drosophila erecta, 1129 nucleotides long. RefSeq lists its product as uncharacterized. The coding region runs from base 103 to 420 and encodes 105 amino acids. Gene Ontology annotation, cellular component: BORC complex. Lineage: Eukaryota; Metazoa; Arthropoda; Insecta; Diptera; Drosophilidae. The transcript is spliced from 3 exons. The record is from RefSeq and is a predicted model, not a curated record.
CACUGCUGUUAUUGGGUGUAAUCUAUCUCAGCUGUUUUACCUUGACUUUGUUUACAUUUUUCGAGUUUAUUAACAUUUAAACAAAGCUUAACCAUAAAUAAAAUGGCCUCAGCGACCAGUUCAAGUGCCCGGCAUUUAUUCGACGACUCCAAGAAGCGAUUGUGUGCCCGCGUGGGUGUGAAUGUGAAUAAUUUGGGUUCUGUGGCCCGCCAAGUAGUCCGAGGUUCCAAGAGCAAUGAGAUCAUGCACCAAACCCUGAAGAACUUCACCCAAGUUGACGUGGUCUCGGAUUAUAGCCACCAGAAUUUGCAGAAGAUGACACUGAUCCUGCAGCACGUGGGCUACCAGUACGAUGUGAUGCAGGAUAGUGUCAACCACUUGGAUUACCUCAAGGAGCAGGUGACGGCCAUGGAAAGAUGAUUGGAAGAGCAAAAGCCUAGACACUAGCAGCCCCCUUGACCUCCGCCGUCAGUUUAGUUUGUCCCAAGCCAUCUAUCCAUAAAUAUCUAUAAAUCCCGUAAGAUAGGUCCCAGAAGGUCAGGGGCCACCAAAAAGAGUUGGGUCUGCCGAUAAGAUAAGCCGUGUGACUUGGAGUUCCCGUAUAAAAGACCUGAACUACACUGAUUUCCAUCGCAGUUGGCAAGCAAAGAAAAAAUGAUGAGCUUGGAUUUGAGACUGGCAGUUGCUCUAUGUCUAAUCUGGACGACGGCUGCCCAAAACUCCACGGACGGCGGACAGGACGGCCGCAUUGUCGGCGGCUGGGAGACGCACAUCACCUUCUUCCCGCACCAAGUAUCCCUGCAGUUGGGCACCCGCCAUGCAUGCGGUGGGACCAUCUUGUCACCCACCAUCAUCUUGACUGCUGCUCACUGUGUGCUGGAGUACAGCAAACCGCAAUAUUACGCGAUUCGAGCCGGAUCCAGCGAUUGGACCAAGGGCGGCAGCUAUAUACGCGUCCAACGGAUCAUACCGCAUCCCAAGUUCCAUGAGCCCACGAGGAUGAACAAUGAUAUUGCCAUUGUUCAGCUGCAGCAACCCCUUGUCUAUAGCCAGGAUAUACGACCCAUUAGCUUGGCCACCAAUCAAGACGUCGUAAUGCCGACUGCCCAGCUUUUUGUAAGCGGGUGGG